Molecule: messenger RNA, 1091 nt
Organism: Zonotrichia albicollis (white-throated sparrow)
Lineage: Eukaryota; Metazoa; Chordata; Aves; Passeriformes; Passerellidae
Source: RefSeq, a predicted model, not a curated record
CCGUGGCUGCAAGAGAGCAGGAGAGGGAUGAGGAUGUGGGAAAUGCUUGGCUGGAUCCCUCUCACCCUAAUUCCUGGGAUCUGGGGAAAAAGCCAGGAAAAGGAUGAGGAUGUGGGGAAAUGCUUGGCUGGGUCCUUCUCCAUCCAUUUUCUGGGAUUUGGGGCAAAGCCAGGAAAAGGAUGAGGAUGUGGGGAAAUGCUUGGCUGGGUCCCUCUCCAUCCAUUUGCUGGGAUUUGGGGACAAAGCCAGGAAAUGGAUGAGGAUGUGGGGAAGAUCUUGGCUGGGUCCUUCUCCAUCCAUUUGCUGGGAUUUGGGGCAAUUUGUGGACAAAGCUGGGAAAGGGAUGAGGAUGUGGGGAAAUGCUUGGCUGGGUGCUCUCCAUCUGGAAAGAUGAGAUUUCUCCAUCUGAUUUCUGGGAUUUGGGGACAAAGCUGGGAAAGGGAUGAGGAUGUGGGGAAAUGCUUGGCUGGGUCCCUCUCACCCUAAUUCCUGGGAUCUGGGGACAAAACUGGGAAAAGGAUGAAGAUGUGGGGAAAUGCUUGGCUGGGUCCUUCUCCAUCCAUUUUCUGGGAUUUGGGGACAAAGCCAGGAAAUGGAUGAGGAUGUGGGGAAAUGCUUGGCUGGGUCCCUCUCCAUCCAUUUUCUGGGAUUUGGGGACAAAGCUGGGAAAGGGAUGGGACAGCUAUCCUGCUAUUCCAACUCUAUCCAUGCUCUUGGACAGGGAAUGGGAAUUCCCUGGGGCAGGGCAGCUCAGCUUCAUCCCAAAGCCCAUCCCAACAUCCCAACCCUCUCCCUGCCCACCAGCAGCAUCCCCAGGGCAAAUUCCCUCAAAUUCCCCCAAACCCCCACCCACCUUUGGGAUCAUCCAUGGGAGCCAUCCAUAUUGAGGCCAGGAAGAGCAGCCACGCAUCCCUGGCUGCUCCGUGUGCUCUGCCCCCCCCUCAGGGAAGCAUCCAGAAUUCCAUCCUCCGGCGUCCCUCGGCACGGUGGGUGCGCCCAGCGUCCCCAGGGGGGGCACUCAGCCCGUGGGGACAAUGACAGGAGGUGGCACCUCCUGGUUCCCAGAGGGAAUUCCCUCCAUGGGAAUGUCC